Pteropus alecto (black flying fox) is the source of this 2839-nucleotide messenger RNA. It is a transcript of the gene USH1C, whose product is annotated as USH1 protein network component harmonin. The transcript has 28 exons. NCBI's taxonomy places the organism in Eukaryota, Metazoa, Chordata, Mammalia, Chiroptera, Pteropodidae. Gene Ontology annotation, biological process: inner ear receptor cell stereocilium organization; inner ear auditory receptor cell differentiation; retinal cone cell development. Gene Ontology annotation, cellular component: cilium; plasma membrane; stereocilia ankle link complex. The record is from RefSeq and is a predicted model, not a curated record. The coding region runs from base 72 to 2768 and encodes 898 amino acids. Gene Ontology annotation, molecular function: protein binding.
CUGCCUGCUCCUGGCUGUCCGGCACCCGAAGGAGCGAAUUGUGCAGCGACGCCGUGCGAUCUGUCGCAGCCAUGGACCGGAAGGUGGCCCGAGAAUUCCGGCACAAGGUGGAUUUUCUGAUUGAAAAUGAUGCAGAGAAGGACUAUCUCUAUGAUGUGCUGCGGAUGUACCACCAGACCAUGGAUGUGGCUGUCCUUGUGGGAGACCUGAAGCUGGUCAUCAAUGAGCCCAGUCGCUUGCCACUGUUUGAUGCCAUCAGGCCCCUUAUCCCGCUGAAGCACCAGGUGGAGUACGACCAACUGACCCCCCGCCGCUCCAGGAAGCUGAAGGAGGUGCGUCUGGACCGUCUGCACCCUGAAGGCCUUGGCCUCAGCGUGCGUGGCGGCCUUGAGUUUGGCUGUGGGCUCUUCAUCUCCCACCUCAUCAAAGGCGGGCAGGCAGACAGCGUGGGGCUCCAGGUAGGGGACGAGAUUGUCCGGAUCAAUGGGUAUUCCAUAUCCUCUUGUACCCAUGAGGAGGUCAUCAACCUUAUUCGCACCAAGAAGACCGUGUCCAUCAAAGUGAGACAUAUCGGCCUGAUCCCUGUGAAGAGUUCUCCUGAUGAGCCCCUCAAAUGGCAGUACGUGGAUCAGUUUGUGUCAGAAUCUGAGGGUGGGCGGAGCAACCUGGGUUCCCCAGGGAGUCAGGAAAACAAGGAGAAGAAGGUCUUCAUCAGCCUGGUGGGCUCCAGGGGCCUUGGCUGCAGCAUUUCCAGUGGCCCCAUCCAGAAACCUGGCAUCUUCAUCAGUAAUGUGAAGCCUGGAUCCCUGUCUGCCGAGGUGGGGUUGGAGACAGGGGACCAGAUUGUCGAAGUCAAUGGCAUCGACUUCUCCAACCUGGACCAUAAGGAGGCUGUGAACGUGCUGAAGAGUAGCCGCAGCCUGACCAUCUCCAUCGUAGCUGGAGCCGGCCGGGAGCUGUUCAUGACAGAGCGGGAGCGGCUGGCAGAGGUGCGGCAGCACGAGCUGCAGCGGCAGGAACUUCUGAUGCAGAAGCGGCUGGCGAUGGAAUCCAACAAGAUCCUCCAGGAGCAGCAGGAGAUGGAGAGGCAAAGGAAAAAGGAAAUCGCCCACAAGGCAGCAGAGGAAAAUGAGAGAUACCGGAAGGAGAUGGAACAGAUCGUGGAGGAGGAAGAGAGGUUUAAGAAGCAGUGGGAAGAAGACUGGGGCUCAAAGGAACAGCUGCUAUCGCCUAAGACCAUCACUGCUGAGGUGCACCCAGUGCCCCUUCACAAGCCAAAGUCCUUUGGGUGGUUUUAUCGUUAUGAUGGCAAAUUCCCAACCAUACGGAAGAAAGGAAAGGAUAAGAAGAAAGCCAAGUAUGACAGCCUUCAGGAGUUGAGAAAGAAUAAAAAGGAACUAGAGUUUGAGCAAAAGCUUUACAAAGAGAAAGAGGAGAUGCUGGAAAAGGAAAAGCAACUGAAGAUCAACCGGCUGGCCCAGGAGGUGUCCGAGACAGAGCGGGAAGACCUUGAGGAAUCGGAAAAGAUUCAGUAUUGGGUGGAAAGGCUCUGUCAGACGCGCCUGGAGCAGAUUUCCUCUGCUGACAAUGAGAUUUCAGAGAUGACCACGGUGCCCCCGCCUCCUCCACCUUCUGUGUCUCCCCUGGCCCCGCCCCUGAGACGCUUCGCAGGCGGGCUGCACCUCCACACCACUGACCUGGAUGACAUCCCUUUGGAUAUGUUCUACUAUCCCCCUAAGACUCCCUCUGCCUUGCCUGUGAUGCCCCACCCUCCACCCUCCAACCCACCUCCCAAAGCCCCCGCACCCCCUGUCCUUCCAUCAUCAGGCCGUGUGAGUGCCUCGUCCUCACCCUGGGUGCAACGCACUCCACCCCCCAUUCCCAUCCCUCCCCCACCAUCUAUUCCCACUCAAGACCUCACUCCUACCCGCCCACUGCCCUCGGCACUGGAAGAGGCACUGGGCAACCACCCCUUCCGCGCUGGGGAUACAGGCAAUUCAACAGAGGACUGGGAGGCAAAGAACCACAGCGGGAAGCCCGCCAACUCUCCUGUCCCCGAACGGAGCUUCCCACCCACCCCAAAGACGUUUUGCCCAAGCCCACAGCCUCCACGAGGCCCUGGCGUGUCUACCAUCUCCAAGCCUGUCAUGGUCCACCAGGAGUCCAACUUUAUCUACAGGCCAGCUGUGAAAUCCGAGGUCCUGCCACAGGAGAUGUUGAAGAGGAUGGUGGUUUAUCAGACAGCAUUCAGACAAGAUUUCCGGAAAUAUGAGGAAGGAUUUGACCCCUACUCCAUGUUCACCCCAGAGCAAAUCAUAGGGAAGGAUAUCCGGCUCCUGCGCAUUAAGAAGGAGGGAUCCUUAGACCUGGCCCUGGAAGGUGGCGUGGACUCCCCAAUCGGCAAGGUGGUCGUCUCAGCUGUUUAUGAGGGGGGAGCCGCUGAGCGGCAUGGUGGCAUUGUGAAAGGGGAUGAGGUCAUGGCGAUCAAUGGCAAGAUUGUGACGGACUACACCCUGGCUGAGGCUGAGGCCGCCCUGCAGAAGGCCUGGAAUCAGGGGGGGGACUGGAUCGACCUUGUUGUUGCUGUCUGUCCCCCCAAGGAGUACGAUGAUGAGCUCUCUUCUCUUCCCUCCUCUGCAGCCGAAAGCCCCCAGUCAGUCAGAAAGCUUGAAGACCGUGCUCCCGUGUAUAGACACGGGUUCCUCCUGCAGCUGGAACCACAGGACCUUCUUCUGAAGUCCAGAAGGAGAAACCAGAUUCAUCCCUAGAAGACACUGAGCUCUGGACUCACUCUUCUGAAUACAAAGCCUAGAACCAGCCUUGAGAGACUCCAGCCUGC